AUAUGUAAAGCUAGCUCCCAGUGAUUAGCCACGUCAUGUAAACUUAGCAGUGGAGGAAUUGUGAUAUCAACGUUGUUGGGGGUCGCAGUUUUUCGGGGGAUAGUGGUUUAUAUUCGGCAAGGAGCUCUUGUUUCAGGGUUAUAGCUGGGCAGUAAUCUUAUGGAAAGAUGUCAGAUAUCGGGGACUGGUUCAGAAGCAUCCCUUUAAUCACCCGGUCCUGGUUUGCUGCCUCGAUAGCUGUUCCCUUUAUUGGGAAACUAGGAUUGGUUGAUUUCAGGCACCUCAUGCUGGUCCCGGAGUUGGUGUAUAACAAAUUUCAUCUCUGGAGACCAGUGACAGCCACCCUGUAUUUUCCGAUAACUCCUAACACUGGGUUUCUGUACCUGGUCAACCUGUAUUUCCUCUACCACUACUCUUCUCGGCUAGAGACAGGGGCGUUUGAUGGCAGACCUGCAGACUAUAUCUUCAUGCUCCUCUUCAACUGGAUUUGCAUUGUUAUAACGGGGAUGCUGAUGAACAUGCGGCUGCUGAUGAUCCCACUGAUCAUGUCAGUGUUGUACGUCUGGGCUCAGUUCAACAAAGACAUGAUUGUGUCCUUCUGGUUCGGCACACGAUUCAAGGCACAUUAUCUACCUUGGGUCAUCCUGGUCUUCAACUUCAUCAUUGGAGGCUCUUUUGUCAAUGAACUGACAGGGAACCUGGUGGGUCACCUCUACUUCUUCCUCAUGUUCAAAUACCCCAUGGACCUGGGUGGACGCUCCUUUCUCUCUACACCAGAGUUCUUGUAUCGGUAUUUCCCUAACAAGAGGGGAGGGGUGUCGGGCUUUGGAGUCCCUCCCAGCAGGAGACCAGCUGCCCAGGAGCAGGCGGGAGGAGGAGGAGGAGGCGGCGGUGGGGGAGGACGCCACAACUGGGGCCAAGGCUUCCGCCUGGGGGGAGAAUGAGAGGAGGCAAGAGGAGAUGGCGACACCCUCCUCCUUAGCUCCCAAUAACAAAUGGCCGUGCAGCUGAUGGUGCAGGUUAAGAUGCUUGCUUCUUCACAUUCUUCUCUGUUUGAGGGGAUGAAACCUUGAACCUCAUGUUUAAUUUUAAAGGUUAUAACAGGAUGAAAUCUGAGGAAGCACGCAUUUUAACUAAGACAGCAGCACACAGCAGGACUCAGACUCUGGCUAUAGGCUCAGUUUACCAAGUAAAGCCAGCUCUACUAUUAACUACUGCGGAUGUGUCCAUGUGAAGCAGAUAGAAGAAAAUCUGAAUAAAUCAUUUUUUUUAUGUGAUGAUUCUUGA
Messenger RNA from Seriola aureovittata, 1287 nucleotides. It is a transcript of the gene derl1, whose product is annotated as derlin 1. The transcript has 8 exons. Lineage: Eukaryota; Metazoa; Chordata; Actinopteri; Carangiformes; Carangidae. Gene Ontology annotation, molecular function: ubiquitin-specific protease binding; misfolded protein binding. Bases 168 to 944 code for a protein of 258 amino acids. The record is from RefSeq and is a predicted model, not a curated record. Gene Ontology annotation, biological process: endoplasmic reticulum unfolded protein response. Gene Ontology annotation, cellular component: Hrd1p ubiquitin ligase ERAD-L complex; endoplasmic reticulum membrane.